UCUCAUAGUCUCAUUCCCCAUGGAGUAGCCUGGUUGGUGAGAGUGGGACAGUGGCCCUCGCCCGCAUUAAUUCUCUCUCCAACCAUCAAAACAAUCUCACUUCCAUUACUCUCUCCGCUCCUCUAUCUGGCUUUUUACAGCCCACAAAACCACAGAGACUCCCAAGAAUCACCAACGAGCAAAAUGCCCAAAACCCAUCUGAAACCCAUGAACACCCUUCUCAUACUACUGAUUUUCCUCCACACCCACUUCAAAAUCUGCAAUGGGGUUUCAGCUUCGGGCGUUUCAGCUUCGGGCUUCAAUUCACUGAAAACCGCCAGUGAAUUGGAUGAAAUGAUGAGGAGGGUUUGUGGCGGAGGAGAGUGCAUUGAAGAGAUUGAUUCAGAGAGCAAUCGGAGGGUUUUGGUGAUGCAGAGGAGGUUUAUAAGCUACGAGACACUGAAGAGGGACUUGGUUCCGUGCACGAAGCCUGGGGCUUCGUACUACAAUUGCAGGGCAGCUGGUGCGGCAAACCCUUACAACAGAGGAUGUGAGGUCAUUACAGGCUGUGCCAGAGAUAUUAGUGACAUCAAAUCUUGAUGAAAAGGUGGGACCGAAAGUGAUAUAUGUUGAUGGGAGUGGUAAAAAUUUUCUCCUAUUUUCCUGUGUUGGGAAUCCCUUUUGGGGUUUUAAGUUUAUGUUUGUAUAUUCAAGACUAGUUGUCCAUUUGGUUAUGUAUGAAUGGAUUUUUCUCUUGAUUUUUCUUGUGAUAAUUAAGGGUUUUUUUGAAGAAAA
This is a messenger RNA of Rhododendron vialii, 774 nucleotides long. Its product is annotated as protein RALF-like 24. The coding region runs from base 184 to 579 and encodes 131 amino acids. The record is from RefSeq and is a predicted model, not a curated record. The transcript has a single exon. Lineage: Eukaryota; Viridiplantae; Streptophyta; Magnoliopsida; Ericales; Ericaceae.